Naegleria gruberi is the source of this 840-nucleotide messenger RNA. RefSeq lists its product as uncharacterized. Gene Ontology annotation, molecular function: thiolester hydrolase activity. Gene Ontology annotation, cellular component: lysosome. The coding region runs from base 1 to 840 and encodes 279 amino acids. The record is from RefSeq and is a predicted model, not a curated record. The transcript has 4 exons. NCBI's taxonomy places the organism in Eukaryota, Heterolobosea, Eutetramitea, Acrasida, Naegleriidae.
AUGCGCUCACGAGAAACAGUGAAAUUCACAUCACCAUCAUCAUUACGCAUUCUCACAAAGGGAGGAGCUGGAAACAAACCAUUUCUUCCAAUCUUGUUAAUGCACGGAAUUUUAUGUGGAAAUAAUACAUUGAAGGCUUUAAGGGACAUGAUUAAAGAACGUGUUCCUCCUGGUACGAUUGUUUAUUCUAUUCCUUCGGAGGGAAUGGUUUCAUCAGUUCUGACACCAGUAUCUGCACAAUUGGAAGAUUUCAGAAAACAAAUUAAUAUUGUAAAGAAGAAUUUUGGAAUUACUGAUCAUCAUUUGAUUUGUCAUUCACAGGGUGGAUUGAUUUGUCGUUCCUAUCUUCAAACAACUCCUGAUCAUAAUGUGAAGGUGUUUAUUUCAUUGAGUGGAGUUCAAAAUGGUGAAUAUGGAGUUCCUGUCGGAUUUCAAUUUGAAGGUUUUUUGAAACAAAUGUUCCCAUUCUUGUUUAACACAGCCCUUGAAGAUGUUUACAAAAUUUUCUAUACUGCCAAAGAUGUUGAUUAUGCAAGAACAUUGAAUUAUAGAGAAAACAUGUUGAGAAUUGACAAGAUGGUUUUGACAGGUAGUCCACAAGAUGACAUUAUCGUUCCUUAUCAAUCUGCAUUAUUUGAAUUUUAUCAAGUCAACUCAACCGGAGGUUUGGAUAUGAUUCCAAUGGAACAACAACGAAUCUAUCAAAAUGAUGUCUUUGGAUUGAAAACCCUCAAUGAGGAAAAUAGAUUGGUAAGAAUUGUUGUACCAAAUGUUUAUCAUGUCGAUUGGCUUUACAAUCCAUCCCUUGUUGACAAGUGUAUGAUUCCAUAUUUGUAUUAA